Molecule: messenger RNA, 303 nt
Organism: Impatiens glandulifera
Lineage: Eukaryota; Viridiplantae; Streptophyta; Magnoliopsida; Ericales; Balsaminaceae
Product: protein GLUTAMINE DUMPER 5-like
Exons: 1
Coding region: 1-303 (100 amino acids)
Biological process (GO): regulation of amino acid export
Source: RefSeq, a predicted model, not a curated record
AUGAGGACAUUCCCGGAAUACACGACAGCCUCCGCCGUCAACGACGUCGGAGUGAGUACUGGAUGGAAAUCUCCAAUUCCUUACCUCUUUGGAGGAUUGACUUUACUACUUAUUCUUGUAUCCUUUGCUCUCUUGGUUCUAUCUUGUUCAUCUUCCACUUCUCGUUCUGAUGUCGUCGAUCAGAAACCAACCUCGACUCCACAUUUGUUACCGGCACCGGAGAUGGAGCCCAAAAUUGUUGUCAUCAUGCCCGGUCACCGGAAUCCUACUUUUUUGGCCAAACCUGUUUCAUUUUUUAGUUGA